This is a messenger RNA of Polistes dominula (European paper wasp), 2122 nucleotides long. RefSeq lists its product as uncharacterized. Lineage: Eukaryota; Metazoa; Arthropoda; Insecta; Hymenoptera; Vespidae. The record is from RefSeq and is a predicted model, not a curated record.
AAUCAAAAAUUUGGUAUUUAAUUAAAAUUCAGAUAAACGGUUAUAAUUUAAAAAAGAAAGUGACAUAAAUCAUAUUUGAUACCUUUAACAAGAUAAACAUGAAACAUGGAUAAAUGUUUAAAACAAAUAAUAUGGGUGUCAUGGACUAUGCGAAGUCGAGCAUUAUUCUUAAAUUGUAAUAAAGUAAGAAAUAGAAUUUAUCUAAAUAGUUCACAGAAUUAUUGGAACCCACCUAGAGAAAUUUAUAGAUCGGCAAAUCUGGAACCAGUGAAAAAAAUCAUGAAUGAAUCAUUGACAAUGACAUCGGAUGAUACCAAACGAAUCUUAGAUUCAAUUACUGAUGAAUGUCAAACUAUGCAAUUACCCGAUAUCUUUGAUGUACUGUCGAUAAUAUCUAAGAUAGCCGCUACCGAAGAAAACAAAUUUGAGUUAAGGGAAUAUAAAGGAUUUAAAAUGCUUUGCAAUCGUAUGCAAGAACAAAUAAGACAAAUGACCUUAGCUGAUGUUAUCAAAUCUCUGAAAUUUUUGAACUAUUUAAAUGUACCAUCGAAUACAAUGAUAAUGCAAAGUUUGCUACACAUUAUAAAACUUAAUUUAAAUCAAUUGGACAUCAAUCAAAUGCAUUUGUUAACGGUAAUAUUUAAAACAAUGAAACCAACGCCGUUAUCAUCAGCAUUACAGUUAGCAUUACCAAUGCUACUUCAAAGUAUUUUAAUAAAUAAGCUUGAUCAUACUGAUUUGAAAGAAUUAUCAUUGGCAUUGUAUUACGUGAAAUUUACGAAUGAUCAAAACACAUAUAUGAAAAUUUAUAAAGAUAUACAAUCUGCACUGAUAAACGAUUCUAAACCACCUUCGGUCCGUACUUUAAAAAAUAUUUAUAUUUCAUUGAGUAUGCUGGCAGAACAAAAAAUCUACUCUGCGGAAAAUAGAAAGACGAUAGUGAUGGUACGCGAAGCACUUUUUCAAAACAUUAAUAAAAUGUCGCCAUUAGAUAUAGAAGAAUGUUUAAAAGAAAUAUCUAAAAGCUUGAUAGAUAAGAGAAUAUCUCAUAGUUACGAUGCAACAUUCAUCAACGAAUUACUUAACGUUUUGAUUAGUAAAAAUCCAAGUUUCAUUAUUAGUUGCAACAUUGCUAAAUAUUUAAAUAGUAUCAAUUUUGUUUAUCUACCAUUCAUAGAAUUUCUAACAAAUAAAAUAUUAGACAAGGAAUAUAUAUUAGGAAUAGACGCAUAUUCUAUACAAGAAAUUUUACAAAUAUUAUCUAACGCUCAAUAUCAAUCAGUUCCUUGGCUUAUCUUAGAAUCUAAAUUAUUAGAUGAAAAAUUUCUAAAUGAUACCCCAUUCAAAGCAUUACUUAAAUGUGCCGUUCAUUUAGCAGCGUUAAAUAAAUUUUAUCCUAAAUUAUUGAUGAAAAUCUUUACCGAAUUGGAUAAAUACUUAUUAUAUUCUAAUUCAGGAAACAAUGUACAUUCUAAAAGAAUCAUUUUUUUGUAUCAAAUCGUCAAAUCGUUAUAUCCGUAUUAUACGGGUCCUUUUCCUGAUAAAAUAUUUCUUCAAUUACAAAAUCAACCAUUUAAUUCCAAAUUUACUACCACGUUAAGACUUCAUAUGGAAAAAACAAUGGGUGGUCCACAAUAUGUGGCAAGUAAUUUAAAAACAAAAUUAGGACAUACCAUUAAUCAUGCGGUAAUUAUGAGAAAAGGUGGAUAUCCCAUGGCAUUUAAUAUACGUGAUUCUACAAUUCUUUCAAAUUGUAAUAAUUACGUUGAAGAUUUCAACUAUGAAUCAAACGUUGUACCCAUACUCAUUGUAGCAUAUCCUUACCAAUCAUAUUCUAUUAAUACACAACAAUUAUUGGGUGUAUGGAAAUCACAAAUAAUGUCUUUAGAAAAAUGGACCGGUUAUAAAUGCGUUGCGAUAAAUAUAAAUGAAUGGAUCAGUUUGCCAACGCACGAAAAGAAUACGUAUAUUAUGCAAGAAAUUAAAAAUAAAUGUUCGGAUAUUUUUGAAUUAACGUAAUAAUAAUAAUAAUAAUAAUAUAUGAAUUUUUUAGAAUAUUAAAUAAUGAUUUAAUUAAGAAAUAUUGAUAAGUUUCGUAUUUCUUUCACAUUACUUACACAAU